Cebus imitator (Panamanian white-faced capuchin) is the source of this 1223-nucleotide messenger RNA. Its product is annotated as protein phosphatase 1 regulatory subunit 14C-like. Gene Ontology annotation, biological process: regulation of phosphorylation. The transcript has a single exon. Gene Ontology annotation, molecular function: protein serine/threonine phosphatase inhibitor activity. Bases 618 to 1223 code for a protein of 201 amino acids. Gene Ontology annotation, cellular component: cytoplasm. NCBI's taxonomy places the organism in Eukaryota, Metazoa, Chordata, Mammalia, Primates, Cebidae. The record is from RefSeq and is a predicted model, not a curated record.
GGGCGGGGCUGGGAGGGGAGGAGACACUACCCAGCCACCCGAGUAGACAGUGGGGCGAGGAAAACCUCGGCCGGGAGCCUGCGGCGAGGUCCUUUCCCGCGUCCCCUUCGCGGCGGGUCCUGCCUGGGGCUGCGCGGCGCGUUUCCUGAGCUCGGGGACUGUGGGAGACCCGCGAGUCCCUGUCUCCGAGACGAGAGGCCACGGACACCCGCGCAGAGGAGCAUCCCCUGGCAUCCCGCCCCACGCCGGUCCCUCCGGAGUCUGCACACCAGCGACCGCCCGUGUUUUGGCGCACACAUUCCCCGCCCAGCCGCGACUCCCACGCCCCGAGCCCUCUGCCACCGGCGCCAGAUCCCGCCUCCGGGGGCUGGACCCGGAGGGUCCUCGGCGGCGUCUUUAAGGCUGCGGUCCCCGCCCCGCCAUCCUCCCCGCCCUCCUCCCUCCCGCCGCGGCUCCUCCCGCCCUCCCAGAACAGCCUGGCGGCCGGGCGCGCGCGGCGCGGAGCAGGUGCUGGGGAGCCCUUCGCAUGCGGCUGCCGGGUCGGAGGUGGUAGCGGCGCCGGGCGCGCUCUGCCCGCCCCUCCUCCGGGCCGCACUCGGGCUCGGGCGCGCGGGGACAUGUCGGUGGCGACGGGCAGCAGCGAGGCGGCCGGCGGGGCCGGCGGCGGCGGCGGCGCGCGGGUUUUCUUCCAGAGCCCCCGGGGCGGCGCAGGUGGCAGCCCCGGCUCCAGCAGCGGCUCGGGAUCCUCCCGGGAGGACUCGGCGCCCGUGGCCACGACAGCCGCUGCCGGGCAGGUUCAGCAGCAGCAGCAGCGGCGCCACCAGCAGGGAAAAGUGACAGUGAAAUACGACCGUAAAGAGCUUCGGAAGCGGCUGGUGCUGGAGGAGUGGAUCGUGGAGCAGCUGGGUCAGCUCUACGGCUGCGAGGUACCUGGAGCGGGGCGGGGAGGGUCAGGGACCUCUCUUGCCCUUCUGUGCCUGCGCAGGAAUUCUCCCGGGCUCCAGCUCCGGGGCGCCCGUGGCCCUGACUCCCGGGAAGAACCAAGUGCCAGGAGCGAGGUGCGGCGCCUUCUUUCCCCGCCCCUCCCCCGGUGCCCUCUGGCAUCGGGCUCUGCGGUUGGGACGUCCCUACCUGGGUUCAGCUGCCGGUGCCCGAGGAGCUGCGGGCCCUCUUGGUGGCCAUGGGGAGGGUUGGGUCCUGCGGAGCGCAUUGCUUUUCUCUGA